Molecule: messenger RNA, 1078 nt
Organism: Erythranthe guttata (spotted monkey flower)
Lineage: Eukaryota; Viridiplantae; Streptophyta; Magnoliopsida; Lamiales; Phrymaceae
Source: RefSeq, a predicted model, not a curated record
AUGAGAAAGAAAGGAUAUGAUGAAAUCAGUGUUGGAGGCAAAGUGACAAGACAAGGAAAUGUGCAAACAUGCUCAAACUGUGGUGAUAUCACUCACAACAAAAGAAGGUGCAAGAAGCCUCUUUCACAAAAAUCAAGAAGUGCUGAAAGACCAAAGAAUGUAGAAAGGCCAAGAAAAAGAACUAAGGUUAUGUCUUUUCAGACCUCCUAUGCAGGACCCAUCACGCUGACUUUUCCCACGUUUAAGAGUGCAGGUGACUCGAAAGAGAGCUUUUAUAUUGGACCUCUUGAAGACAUAACAUCACAUGGAUAUUUGAAUCAGUGGCCACCAGAGGAGGUUUUGCCAAGCUGGAGGUCCACCAUGGAAGAUUAUUAUAAGCAAGUCUUGAGUGCUGGUGAAAGACUUAUCUCAUUGAUCGCAUUAGCACUGGACUUGGAGGAGAAUUUCUUUCAUGAUGUCGGUGCAUUUAAUCCACCAAAUGGUUUUCUUCGGUUGUUACACUAUCCAGGUGAAUUGAGUUCAUCUAAUGAGGAAAUAUACGGUGCUUCUGCCCAUUCGGACUAUGGGAUGAUAACUCUUCUAGCUACAGAUGGCGUUGGCGGACUUCAGGUAUGCAAAGAAAAAUUGAAGAAGCCACAUGUGUGGGAAGAUGUGCAACACAUCUCCGGGGCUUUCAUUGUCAACAUUGGCGACAUGAUGGAACGAUGGACGAAUUGUCUGUUUCGGUCAACAUUGCAUCGAGUGAUGCCUAGAGGUCAAGAAAGAUACUCGGCGGCUUUCUUCUUAGAUCCUAAUCCAGAUUGUGUGGUGGAAUGCUUAAAGAGUUGCUGCAGUGAGUCAACUCCUCCUAGAUUUCCACCAAUACGCAGUGGUGAAUACCUAAACGAGCGCUUCAAGCUUACGUACGGUGCAGGAAACUAGUCUAAUUAAAAUGAAGGUUUAUGACUUGGCUUUACUCAGGUGAAUAUAUAUUGCUACUAUUCCAACUUGUGUUAAAUUCUCUCAAGAUAUUGAAUACAGGCACCUAAAACGUGUAUCUUAUUCCUAAAAUUUAUUUUAUUGUUGUUCAGUUUUAGUU